CGUACUUCCUUUCUGAGAACCAACAAGUACCUACUAAUGGUGGAACUCAGAAGUUUUACUUAAACAUGUAGUGCUUUAUAACAGACGAUCUGGUGCUUUAAAAAUGCAUGAUGCCUUUGAACAUGUGCCGAUAUUGGAGAAACUUCCAUUGCAGAUUGAAUGCAUAGCUACUCAUGGUGAAUAUCUUCUUGUUGGAACCAGACAAGGUCAUUUGUUGGUUUAUUCUUUAAAGAAUGCCACAGAUGCUGUUGUAAAUUGUCACCAUCUUGACACCUUUGUGUUCCGGUCUUCACUUGCCAAGACAAAAGGAGCCACAUUUUUUGCAGUUGAUCUUGUAGUCAGGAAAACAUCAUCUGUGUUUGACCCAUCUCCUCCAUUUGAACUGAAACUUUGUGCUGCUGUUAAAAAGAAGAUUCAGUUAUACACAUGGCAAAAAGGAGAGUUCCAGGAAACUCCACCGGAACUUGGUCUACCAGAUAUUGUGAGAGCUGUAGCUUGGGCAGGGCCUGACAAUCUCUGUGUUGGAUUUAAAAGGGAAUAUUCUAUUAUCAAGGUAAGCACUGGAAGUACCACAGACUUGUUCUCAACUGGAAAACACUUAGAACCCACUAUUGCUACUCUGCCUGAUGGAGGCCUUAUCUUAUGUCGUGAUGACAUGAGCAUCAUUACAGACGUGGCAGGAAAGCACAUCCAGAAGCAAUCUCUAACUUGGUCUGAUACUCCUAUUGCUAUAGAUUAUGUAGCCCCAUAUGUGAUUGGAAUCCUUCCAAAAUAUGUAGAGGUCAGAACUAUUAGUCCUAGGGCUUUAAUACAGAGUAUGGAACUGCAGAAGCCUCGUUUUGUAGCUAAAGGAAAACAUAUCUUCAUUGCUUCCAACUCCUAUGUCUGGCGGCUUGUACCUGUGUCUUUUCCUAUGCAAAUUCAACAGCUGUUGCAGGAUAAACAGUUCAACUUAGCUCUAAUGCUUGCAGAAUUGGUUGAGGAGCCUACAGCAGAGAAGGCGAGACGGAAGGAAAAUAUUCAAAAUUUAUAUGCCUUUGAGUUAUUCUGUCAAAAAAGAUUUGAUGAAUCACUACAGCUUUUUGCAAGACUGCAAACAGAUCCUGCCCAAGUUAUUGGUUUGUUCCCAGACCUUUUGCCUCCAGAUUUUCGUAAACAACUAGAAUACCCAGAUCUUCCCCCUGAUUUAAAGCCCAGUGAGGUGGAGAAGGGCUAUGUAGCAUUAAUAGAAUAUCUUACUCAGAAACGCAAUGAGCUUAUCAAGGCUGCAGAUGUAGCAGACGAAAACCAAAAGGAUCCUGCAGAACAACCCAGUGAAUUGGAUAUAAAGGCACAGAAGAAUCUGCGUCAACGCCAACAGAUUAUUGAUACAACCCUGCUAAAGUGCUAUUUACAAACGAAUGAUGCUUUAGUUUCUUCAUUAUUGAGGCUAAAAGAUAACAGUUGUCACGUGGAAGAAAGUGAGCGAGUGCUAAUGAAGUACAAAAAAUACAAAGAGCUUGUCGUUUUAUAUCAGACUAAAGGACUCCACAAGAAAGCUCUUGAUUUACUCCUAAGACAAGCUCAGAAAGCUAGUGGACCGCUGAAAGGACACCAGAAAACAGUGCAGUAUUUACAGCGACUUGGUCGAGAACACUUAAAGCUAAUCUUUGAUUUUUCGGUGUGGGUUUUAAAGGCUCAUCCAGAUGAUGGGCUCAAGAUAUUUACAGAAGAUUUGCCUGAGGUUGAAGGCUUACCACGUGACCAAGUCUUGGAACACAUUGAACUGAAUGCAAAGGAUUUAGUCAUUCGUUAUUUGGAGCACGUAAUAUUCAUUUGGUUUGAACCUACGUCCAAAUUCCACAACAAACUCAUUAACUGUUAUCGCGAAAAAGUUCAGCUUCUGAUGAAUGAAUACUUAGAUUCUCUACAUCCAGGAGAGAAGCCUGUACCCCCUGGCAGCGAGCCAGGAGAGCUGGGUGAACUACGUGGACGGUUACUCUUCCUUCUUGAAACAUCAAAACACUACCAGGCAGAAACCUUGCUUACUCAUUUCCAGGAAUCAUUUUACUACGAACGUGCUCUGCUGCUCGGUCGCGUUGGACGUCACGAGGAAGCCCUUUCUAUCUACAUUCAUAUUUUAAAUGAUCCAAAAUUGGCUGAAGAGUACUGUCUGCGGACUUACUCCGAAGAACGAGAAGGAAGCAGUGAUGUGUAUGUAUCGUUACUUAGAUUAUACCUGGAACCGGCUGAUGUCAGAGAUACUCCUGUCAAACCAAACAUCCCAGCGGCUUUGAAUGUGCUGAAGGAGCAUCACCAGAAAAUAAGUACUGCUAAGGCUUUAGAGCUGCUUCCAUCCAAUAUUGAAGUAAGGGAGGUCUAUGAAUUUUUAAUGGACGUCUUGAAGGGCAAAGAAAUUAAAAGAAAACGAAGUCAAGUUCUCAGAAGCUUGCUUUAUGCGGAACAUUUACAGAUCCAGGAGCAACGUAUGUUUUACCAGGCGCGGAAAAUUAUCAUAACAGAGGAGAGGGUGUGUCGAGAAUGUCACAAGAGAAUAGGCAAUAGUGCCUUUGCUUAUUAUCCAAGUGGUGAGAUCAAGCACUAUUAUUGCUACAAGGAUCCAGAUGCCUCUACAAUCCAGGAAGUAGCUCUUCCAUCACUGAAGAAUGGCGCUUUUACUGAACAAACACCAUUCAACCAAUGACAUUGUAUUCGUAAUUUWAAAAAAAUGAAAAUGAAGCAGUAAAAAUAGGCAUUUUCUGAUGAUAUAACAAGGUGCAUUGUGGUCUAGCUGGGGUAGUAUGUACCGAGCGUUACAUACGAUCUCAACUCUAGUCUCAACUAGAGUUGCGUUUGUCUGUAGCGCAGGCUCGGGUACAAAAACCUUUUUGUCAUAGGGUGGUUUUCGUGUAAGUGGGGUAAUUUACGGCAGAGUCGUAGUUGUGCUGUAGCCGUACCGUAUCUUACCGUAACCGUGACUACCCAUUGUGAUUGGAUGAACUACCGGAAGACAAUGGGAAACCAUUUCAAUGUUGCGGCUAGUUGCGCCUGCUGUGCGUUAGUACCAUAUGUUUCCCACCCACCUACACCAGAAUGCAUCUUUAUCGAAUUUACAGCCAUUCUCAAUCACACGUGCCCUCUAUCGAUCGCAACGAAGAAGGUGGCGUUUCCAUGACAUUGUCGGAAAACACAAAGCUAUAAGGGCACGUGCUUAUAGAAUGUCAUGGAAACACCUUGACUGACGUCCACCAAAAGCUUCUUCGUCGCAACAAACAAUAGCUGGAGCGGCGCGUGUGAUUGAGAAUGGCUGUAAAAGAGGUCAACGUUUGCACUUUAAAAGAACUCCCCAUGCAAGCAUGAUUGUUUUGACAAGACGAACGUGGCAGUAAAGUAACGAACUAAACAUGCAGUACGUAUCUAUGAAUAUUUUAAUAAUUAAUCUCUAUUUAGGAAAUUUCAUAUUUACUCGAACAACAAGAGUGGUAAACUAGAUUAAUUUGAAAAAUAGUGAGACCUUGUGCCUAGGGUAAUAGGAUAUAUAAACAGAAUAUGGAUAAGAUCAAAUGAUAAAUAAAGAAUGAGAAACAAAUAAUGAUCUAAA
Actinia tenebrosa (Australian red waratah sea anemone) is the source of this 3580-nucleotide messenger RNA. Its product is annotated as vam6/Vps39-like protein. Gene Ontology annotation, cellular component: membrane; cytoplasm. Gene Ontology annotation, molecular function: protein binding. Lineage: Eukaryota; Metazoa; Cnidaria; Anthozoa; Actiniaria; Actiniidae. The record is from RefSeq and is a predicted model, not a curated record. Gene Ontology annotation, biological process: endosomal vesicle fusion; vesicle-mediated transport; autophagy.